CAGCCUCAGCCCCGGGCUCGGCGUCUCCCGCCCUCUCCCGCCCGCUGCCGCCUGCCCCGCCGCCGCCGCCAGCCCCGGCUCCCUCGGCGCGGAAGAUGCUGCGGCUCUGCCUCCUCGCCGCGCACGCUCUGACGCUCGCCGGGGCUUCCUCCCUCUCCCCGGGGUCCUGUGCCUUUGAGGACAGCACCUGCGGAUACGAAUGGGACUACGCGCAUCUGCCCUGGGCACUGCACGGCGAAGGACAUUACAUUUCUGUGGAUACAUCUUACAAGGGUGAGAAAGCAGUGCUGUCCAGCCCUGAGCUGUACUCUGAGGAGUGGAGCUGUGUCAGACUGAUUUAUCAGAUAGCAACAACUUCGGAGACUUCACCUGAUCCCACCAGGCUCAACUUGUACCUGCGGCAGGAAGGAGAGAGCUUUGAUCGUUUGCUGUGGUCAACCACGGAGCCUUCAGAUAGCUGGCUCAUAGCUAGCCUAGAUUUAAUGAACAGCACAAAGAAAUACAAGAUUGUACUGGAAGGUGAAAUGGGACAAGAUAAAUCCUCUAGUAUAGCAGUUUUUGAAAUUAAAAUAACUCCUGGAUAUUGUAUUGAAUGUGACUUUGAAGAAAAUCAUCUUUGUGGCUUCAUGAACCGCUGGAACCCCAAUGUCAACUGGUUUGUUGGUGGAGGGAACAUUCGCAAUUCUCAUUCUGUGCUGCCCAGAGACCACACACUUAACAGUGAACUGGGUCACUACAUGUAUGUGGACUCUAUUUACAUUAAGCAUUUUCAGGAAGUAGCCCAGCUAAUCUCACCAAAGACCACAGCCCCAAUGUCUGGCUGCUUAUCUUUUCAUUAUCAACUUAAGCAGGAGAGUAGCAUCGUUUUUACUGUUUACUUGAGAGACACGAGUGGCUUUUAUGAAGAGAUCUGGAAAACAGACAGUGCACCAAGCACUGACUGGGCUCUUGCAGAAGUUGACUUCAAUGCACUGUACCCCAAGGAGGUAAUAUUUGAAGUUGCUUUCAAUAGUGCCAAGGGAGGUUACGUUGCCCUUGAUGACAUUUCUUUCUCCCCAGUUUACUGCAGCAACCAGACAGGAACUACUUUCAAUCCCACUGAGGCAGGCUGCAAUUUUGAGGAAGAUCUGUGUAAUUUUUACCAGGAGCAAAAAGACGGUCCAGGGUGGACCAGAGUGAAAGUGAAGCGUAAUAUGUAUAGAGCAGGAGAUCACACUACUGGGUUUGGUUAUUACUUAUUGGCAAACACAAAGUUUACAUCAGAGCCUGGGUACAUUGGACGUCUGUAUGGCCCAACCCUGCCAGGAAACUUACAGUUUUGUCUGCGUUUUUAUUAUGCCUUAUAUGGGUUUUUCAAAAUGAGUGGUACACUUGCUGUGUACAUCUUUGAGGAGAAUCAUGUUGUUCAAGAAAAAAUUUGGUCUGUCCUGGACUCUCCAAGGGGAGUUUGGACUCAAGCUGAAAUUUCCUUCAAAAAGCCUAUGCCAUGCAAGGUUGUCUUUGUCAGCUGGUGUAAAAGCUUCUGGGACUGUGGACUUGUGGCCCUGGAUGAUGUAUCACUGAGCCUGGGAAGCUGCCAGGCUGCUGAUCUGUUGCUCCCCAAUCCUGGAGAGUGCACUUUUGAAAAAGAUGAGUGCAUGUUUACCCAGAAGAAGAAAGGUCGUGGAAGCUGGCACAGGAUGAGAGGGCCGACUCCCACUUCUUACACUGGACCCAAAGGAGACCACACUACUGGGGUAGGCUACUACAUGUACAUAGAGGCAUCUGACAUGGUCUAUGGACAGAGAGCGUACCUAGUUUCAAGAUCACUAAGGGGAAUGCCUGGAAAACAGUGCUUGACAUUUUUCUAUCACAUGUAUGGAGCUGGAACUGGAUUAUUAAGUGUUUAUCUAAAAAAGGAAGGUGAUGAUGAAGAGAUUCCUUUGUGGAGGAGGACAGGAGAACAAAGCAUCUCAUGGCUAAGGGGACUGAUAGAAUAUGAAAGUGAUAGAAACUACCAGAUUGUUUUUGAGGCAAUCCGUGGUGUGUCAGUGAGAAGUGACACUGCUGUUGAUGACAUUUUGUUCCAGGCAGGACCCUGUUUAGAAGUGGAAGAAAUUCAAUUCUCACCGGGCUAUCCUGACAGCUUAAAUGAAAUUGAGUAUUAAACACAGUCUGUGGAAAGGAAUGAAGUGCAUAGAAGAAUCAUUGUGUGAGAAACUGCACAAACUGCCUGUUUUAAUGUAUGUUUUAAGUAAAUACUGGACUGGUUUGAAUAUGCACCGAUGUAUAGGAAGAACUCGGAGCACUCGUGUUCCUUGCCUUUGCAAUGAAAUUAUUGACUCAGGGCUUCUUAGACUGUUUUUUUAUAUAUUUUUUCUUCUGCAUGAGGUAUCAGUUACUACAGAAAUGCUUCCCAUUUUGCACAAAUCAUUCAUUUCAAUGCCUUUUUUGUUUGUUUUUUCUUAACCUUUCUGGUACACCGAUAAAAAGGGGAAAGCAAAGGUGCACAAUGAAAAUGUAACAUUGUGUUGCCUUAAAUCUGCAUUCAGUGAAUGUUUUGUGUCGGGUACAGAAUGGAUUUUUGUUAAGGAAAUUAUAAAUAUGUUGAAGUAAAGAAAGUAGUAUUAGCUACUAGUGAUAGCAGGUUAAGUGCAAUUAUUCACUAUGACAAAUCUCUCUGGGAAACUUAACACUCAAUUUUUUGUGGUUUUGUGUUCUUUUACUAUAACAAAUAUAUUUGUCAUCCUUGACAUUAACCAACUCACUUAUACUGUUCCAGUAUCACUCAGUGUAAGCUGCUGACAUUAUGACCUAUAUGAAAUGAAAUCCUUUGAAGCCAUGUAUUUUCUGGUUUCGAAGUCUUGUUGCUUUUUUUAAUAAAUCACUUUGUACACUCACAGAGAAUGUACUUACCUUUUACCCAACCACAGAUGCCUUGCAUUUGUAUUAAUCGGAAUUCACACAACUGUGUUUUUAAGACUGUAUGUGUUUGUGUGUAAGGUUUUGUUUUGAAACUACUAUAACUUCCUAAUAAAAUGUAGCUUGAAAAUCA
This is a messenger RNA of Calypte anna (Anna's hummingbird), 3034 nucleotides long. It is a transcript of the gene MAMDC2, whose product is annotated as MAM domain containing 2. The transcript has 14 exons. Lineage: Eukaryota; Metazoa; Chordata; Aves; Apodiformes; Trochilidae. The record is from RefSeq and is a predicted model, not a curated record. Bases 96 to 2147 code for a protein of 683 amino acids. Gene Ontology annotation, cellular component: membrane.